AUGACGGACACGCCCACCGCCGUCACCCCGACCACCACAGCUGUAUACGAAGACGCGGCGGAACGCUUCCAGCGGGAACGAUUCGAGCUGGUCGAGCAGGCCCUGCGCGACAAGGAAGCGAAACGCGAGGAGGAAGCAGGCGACAGCAACGGCGACAGCGACAUGGACAAGGUGGCCAAGUAUGCGCGCGGGAUGCACCCCAUGCUCCGGUACUGCAAGCCGUACUGGUGGCCGUACAAGACGUUUGCCAAGCAGAGGUGGCUCGGGCGCCAGCUCCUCGAGGUCAUCUGUUCCGAGUUCCGUGAUCGCAGUGUCGACUACUACCGCCACGCCCUCGAGUGUGGUGUCACCCGCGUGAACGGUGUCCAGGCGUACCCAGAGUACAUUAUCCGCAACAACGACCGCAUCGACAACACUGUCCACCGUCACGAGCCGCCUGUCAGCAACGACCCCGUCCUGGUGCUGCACAUUGACGAGGAGCGCAAGUUCCUGGUCGUGUCCAAGCCUGGCAGUCUGCCCGUCCACGCUGCUGGCCGAUACUACAAGCACACGCUGCUCGAGAUCCUGAAAGAAGACUAUGGGAUCAAGGCCUAUGCCGUCAACCGCCUGGACAGGCUCACUUCGGGUCUCAUGAUCCUCGCGCUGUCGGGCCCGGCAUCGCACCACCUCGCGCUCGAGUUCCGCGACGGCAAAGUGCAAAAGGAGUAUAUUGCGCGUGUGCGCGGCUGCUUCCCCGAGGAAGAGGUGGUGGUCGACCAGCCGUUGCUCACUGUCGACAGGCAGAUGGGUCUCGUCAUUGUCGCCCCCGAGGGCAAGGCCAAGACAAUCUUCAAGCGCAUGAGCUACGACGCCGAGCGCGACCAGAGUGUCAUCCACUGCAAGCCCGUGACUGGAAGGACCCACCAGCUGCGUGUCCACCUGCAGUACCUCGGCUACCCUAUCGCCAACGACCCGCUGUACUCGUACAAGGAAGUCUGGGGAGAGGACUGUGGUAAAGGCGGCGUUGCGCUGGCCGACCAGACCGAGUCGCACCAGGAGACGACGCGGCGUAUCGUCGAUGCGGCGAGGGCGCGUGCGGCUUCCCCCCCGCCUGUCCCCGACGACUCGGCGCGUAUGGCCGGCAACGAGGAGGCGCCCGAGGUCGGCAUCGCGGCGGGCACGAACCGCGACUACGACGACAUCAACAGCCCCGUGCGGCUGACGGAGCAGGCGCGCAGCGUCAUCACAAAGUUGCGGCAGCAGCGCGACGAGGCCGAAAACUGGAUCAAGUGGAAGGAGGUGCUGUGGUCUGCGGCCAAGGCGCGCGAGCAGCUGGACGAGGACGGCGCGUUCGAGGCGGCGGCCAAGCCCCGCCGCAACGAGAUCCCCCACUCGCGCAUCAACAACCGCGUCAAGCGCGAAAAAGUAAAGGACCGCAAGAUCAUCGAGGGCAUCGAGUCGCCGCUCACACCGCCGGCGUUCCUGCCCCCCGGGUUCUGUACCCAGUGCUACGUGCCCGUCCCGGACGACCCGGACCCGGAGACACUGUUCAUCUACCUCCACGCCCUGCGGUACACCACCGAGAGGCUGGGUACGUGGGAGACCCCGCUGCCCCGCUGGGCAGGCGAGAACUGGGACGGCGACUGGCGCGGGUGGGACGGCCAGCCGCCCGUCAACGUCGCGACAAGGUCCGAGGCCCCCAGCGGCGUCGCGACGCCGGCGGCGGAGCACGAGGCGGAGACCCCGGAGACCGCGGAGGCCGCGGAGCUGGCAGACGAGGCCGUGGAGGAGGAGACUGAGAAGAUCCAGGCUACAGCGUAG
Molecule: messenger RNA, 1800 nt
Organism: Apiotrichum porosum
Lineage: Eukaryota; Fungi; Basidiomycota; Tremellomycetes; Trichosporonales; Trichosporonaceae
Exons: 8
Coding region: 1-1800 (599 amino acids)
Biological process (GO): pseudouridine synthesis
Molecular function (GO): pseudouridine synthase activity; RNA binding
Source: RefSeq, a predicted model, not a curated record